Messenger RNA from Papaver somniferum (opium poppy), 1848 nucleotides. Its product is annotated as fatty acyl-CoA reductase 3-like. Gene Ontology annotation, molecular function: alcohol-forming very long-chain fatty acyl-CoA reductase (NADP+) activity. The transcript has 10 exons. The record is from RefSeq and is a predicted model, not a curated record. Gene Ontology annotation, biological process: long-chain fatty-acyl-CoA metabolic process; suberin biosynthetic process. NCBI's taxonomy places the organism in Eukaryota, Viridiplantae, Streptophyta, Magnoliopsida, Ranunculales, Papaveraceae. Bases 180 to 1673 code for a protein of 497 amino acids. Gene Ontology annotation, cellular component: intracellular membrane-bounded organelle.
UUUACAAAAGAUGCAACCAUUAGAUCGUAGUCCACACACUAUUGCACGUAACUUUCGUGUUUAUAAAUAGCAGCUAUACAAUGUUCAGGGAUGAGUAGUGAAGCUCUUGCAUAACCUUUUUCCAUCAAACAAAAUCUUUCCUUUGUGUUUUAAUUUCCUUUUUUUCAGUUGUGAUAAUAAUGGAGAACUUCAUGAAUGGAAGCAUCGUUGAAUCUCUUGAGAAUAAGACCAUUUUUAUUACUGGUUCUACUGGCUUUUUAGCAAAAAUUUUUGUGGAGAAGUUGCUCAGAGUUCAACCUAAACUGAAGCAUCUCUUCCUUCUUUUAAGAGCUCCGGAUCCGGAAUCAGCUCUGCAGCGUUUUCACACCGAGGUUACGUCAAAGGAGCUAUUCAGAGUGCUGAGGAGUACACAUGGUGCCAAAUUCAACACCUUUAUUUCUGAAAAGGUAACAGUUAUUGCCGGAGACAUUGCAUUGAAAAACUUUGGAUUAGGAGAAGACUCCGAUCUGUUGAACAAGUUGUUCAAAGAUGUGGACAUUGUCGCCAGUUUUGCUGCAACUACGAAAUUCAUCGAGAGAUACGACGUGGCUUUGGAAGUAAACACUUUAGGAGCUAAGAAUGUUUUGGAUUUCUCAAAAAAGUGUUCGAAACUAGAGAUGCUAGUUCACGUCUCAACAGCUUACGUUUGUGGGGAGGAAUCAGGUGUGAUAUCAGAGAAACCUUUUCUGAUAGGUAAAACGCUGAACCAAACCUCAGAGAUUUUAGACAUCGAAGCAGAGCUGAAACACAUGCGAAACCGCUUAGAAGAACUCGAGGCUUUGCAAGUGUCUAAAUCCGAAGAGACAGAAGCUAUGGAAAACUUUGGAUUGGAAAGAUCAAGAGCAUUUGGAUGGCCAAAUACUUAUGUUUUUACAAAGGCAAUGGGAGAGAUGUUAAUUGGUAAAUAUGGAGGAAAUCUUCCAAUUGUUAUUAUAAGACCUACCAUUAUCACUGGUACUUACAAAGAGCCCUUUCCAGGUUGGAUCGAAGGUGCUAGAACAAUUGACACUUUUCUAGUUGCUGGUGCUAAAGGGAAGCUACCAUGUUUUCUUGGAAAUGCGGAGUCAAUGUUGGAUGUGGUACCAGGAGACAUGGUGGCGAAUGCAGUAAUAGUGGCAAUGGUGGUGAAUGCAAACCAUCAAUCUUCAGAUCCAUUUAUAUAUCAAGUGUGUUCUUCACAAACAAGUCCAUUGAGUGCCAUUAAAUUGAGAGAUUAUUCCCACAGCUAUCUCCUCAAAAAUCCAUUGAUUGGUAAAGAUGGAAAUCCUGUUAAUGUUGUCAUGCCUAUAUGUCUACCUACUAUGGACAGUUUCCGACGUUAUAUCUAUGUCAAGUAUAGGUUACCUUUAAAGGUUUUGGAGUUGGUGAAUAUAGCACUUUGCCAGUAUUUUAAGAACACGUGCCAGGUUAUGAAUAGGAAGAUCAAUCGAGUAAUGCAUUUGGUUGAAGUCCAUGAGCCUUACAUAUUCUUCAAAGGAAAGUUCGAUGAUUUAAACACAGAGAGAUUGCGGAUGGCGAUAAGAGCAAACGAAACGGAUACCAAACUGUUCUAUUUUGACCCCAAAUCCUUAGAUUGGGAUGAUUACUUCGUCAACAUUCAUAUUCCCGGACUAGUCAAAUUCGUCAUUCGUUAAUUAAUUAUUUGGUGCACAAUCCAAAGGGUUAUACAAAAUGUGAAGAUCUAAAUUUCUGUUGUAUUUUUCUAAGUGUGAGUAAUUAGCUAGCUAAUCCGGCAGCUGAUAUAGCAAUUUCAUAUAUUCAGAUUUGGUUUGUCAAUUAUUAAAUAAAGCCAUAAAGUUGGAGCAUAAA